This is a messenger RNA of Sesamum indicum (sesame), 2190 nucleotides long. RefSeq names its product pyruvate kinase isozyme A, chloroplastic. Gene Ontology annotation, molecular function: magnesium ion binding; potassium ion binding; pyruvate kinase activity. Gene Ontology annotation, biological process: glycolytic process. NCBI's taxonomy places the organism in Eukaryota, Viridiplantae, Streptophyta, Magnoliopsida, Lamiales, Pedaliaceae. The record is from RefSeq and is a predicted model, not a curated record.
AUUAGGGUUCCCCUAAACUUCUCACCAGUGCUGCAAGAGAAUAUACCCAUUCUUGACGCAUGUAUAUAUAUAUGUGUAUACAUAUACACAUGUAAGCAGUAGGAAACCUAAUAAUAUUUUUUUGUCUUGUGGAAUCCGAAAAUCUUGGUUAACUACAACAAAAUUUUGACGGGUUUUCCGAAGACCCUUUUGUUUGCCUAAACAUUGGCGAAUUUGGGUAUUCCUUUGAUAGUACCUUCUUGUUUUUCUUUCUUGAUUACUGCAAAUCUUUUGACUUUUGAGUCCGUUCUCUAAGAGAUCAUGGCUGUUAUGGGAGAUUUAGCACUGAAGUUUAGUGGGAUGAUCAAGAAAGAUGGGGCUUUUGAUUUGAAGAAGGGCGUGUUUGGUCUCCCAAUUUCUAGUCAUGGAGUUUUUUUCAACGCUAGGAAGUUUAGAAGUGUUGAGUCCAGAAUUGGGGUUCAAGCUGUGAUGCAAGUGGGUGUGGAGAGUGCAGAAGUUUCUAAGGGUUGUGAGAAUUUGGAAGGGUUUCUGGGAUUAGAUGUUGUUUCAGAGGGGGAAUUGAGGGAGAAGGGGUUCUUGGGGUUGAGGAAAACGAAGCUCGUUUGCACGAUAGGGCCUGCGUGCUGCUCGUUGGAUGAUUUGGAGAGGUUGGCUAUGGGAGGGAUGAAUGUGGCUAGGCUUAAUAUGUGUCAUAAUACUAGGGAUUGGCACAAGGAUGUGAUUAGGAAAAUUAAGAAGUUGAAUGAGGAAAAGGGGUAUUGUGUGUCUCUGAUGAUUGAUACUGAAGGCUGCCAGAUUCAAGUUGUUGAUCAUGGUGCUCCUUCCUCUGUUAAAGCAGAGGAGGGUUCAAUCUGGUUCUUUACAACUGAAACGUUUGCGGGCUCGCGCCCGUUUACAGUCCAAUCUAACUAUGAAGGUUUUUCUGAAGGUAUUAACGUGGGUGAUGAAAUUGUUUUUGAUGGAGGAAUGGCAACCUUCAAAGUGGAGGAAAAGGUUGGGAAUGACUUGCGAUGCAGGUGCACGGACCCCGGCUUACUCUUGCCACGAGCUAAACUGACCUUUUGGAGGGAUGGAAAGCUCGUGGACAAGAAUUAUGAGCUUCCGACUCUGACGGCUAAGGAUUGGCUCGACAUUGACUUUGGAAUUUCUGAAGGUGUUGAUUUUAUUGCCGUGUCUUUUGUCAAUGAUGCCGAUGCUGUCACGGACCUGAAGAAAUUCAUUUCUAUCAAAUACUCCAAAUCAAUAAAAGUUUUGGCGAAGAUAGAGAGUCUGGAGUCUCUCAAUAACUUGGAAGAAAUCAUUGAAGCUUCUGACGGAAUCAUGAUAGCAAGAGGAGACCUUGGAGUCGAAAUCCCACUAGAACAAAUCCCAACAGUUCAGGAGAAAAUUACUUAUUUAUGCAGGCAGCUCAACAAGCCAGUAGUGGUAGCUUCUCAGCUUCUUGAAUCCAUGGUCGAAUUUCCUACUCCAACGAGAGCUGAGGUGGCCGAUGUUUCUGAAGCUGUUCGCCAAUAUGCUGACGCGCUGAUGCUCUCUGGAGAAUCAGCAAUUGGACCAUACGGGCAGAAGGCUCUUUCCGUGUUGCGUAUGACUAGCAGCAGAAUGGAACUAUGGAGUCGUGAAGAGAAAAGGCAAAAUGCUCUGCUCCAGCGCAAUGUUGGAGCAUCUUUGACAGAUCAAAUUGCUGAGCAUAUCUGCAACUGUGCUGCAGGAAUGGCCAACAACCUAGCACUGGACGCGAUUUUUGUGUACACAAGACAUGGCCAGAUGGCUUCACUCAUCUCACGCAAUCGUCCAAAUCCUCCUAUAUUUGCGUUCACAAACGACAGCAGCACCAGAAUGGCACUUAAUUUGCAGUGGGGCGUUACUCCACUUCUCUGUGAUCUUUCAGAUGACAUGGAAGCUAACAUCAGUAAAUCCAUCGAUCUCAUAAAGACCAAAGGCCUGAUCAAGAAGGGAGACACAGUUUUGAUCGUCUCAGAUAUCGUUCCAUCUUCGACCACCCAAACUGUGUUUCAGUCGAUUCAGAUCAAAACUGUCGUUUAGGGAUAUUCGUAAUACUGUUCAAAAUUUUAGAUACCCAAGUUUGUAUGUUAAAGAUAUAUUCGUGUUUUUUGUUUAGAACCUAUUUCCACUCUGUCUGAAUCAUUACAUUUAAAUAUUUUUACUGAUAAUUUGGUUUCUUGAUCA